AAUUACAUCGUAUUCCUUACUCCUUCGCCUUCCUUUUUUCCUUUGCUUUCACAAAUGGAAAUUUGACAACACACACGCCGGCGCACAUCUAUUAAAGUAACUCCCCCCAAUUUUAAUCACUCCUCUCUUUCUUCUUUGGAUAUGGUAAGUAAAUAAACAGCUUUAAAUUUGGUUGAUUUUCCUUCCAAGUUUCACCUUCUCUACCCAUAUUUGUUCGUUUCUUUAUGAACGACUCCUUUUUCCCAAUACCCAAUUCAGACUUUGGUUACAGUUUAGUUUACGAGCAAUAGAAACAAUAACCAUCUACAGUUUUAAUCUGGCAUUUUAGUUGGCAAGUUGAUUGUACUUGUUUGAUGCUUUGAAGCUAUUGUUGGUUGAUUGUUGUCAUACAAGGAAGGUGAGUGCCAUGUGCUUGUAGAUUAUCUUGCAAACUGUGUCUCUAUGGCGUUCAAACCUUUUUAUGAAAGAAACCUCCAAUCCCCUACUUCUUACAUGGAGGGUGUUGUGGUGAAUACCAAUUGGGAUGAUGUGAUUUGCCCGAUAUGUUUGGAUGUCCCCCACAAUGGUGUACUCCUCCAAUGCACAUCUUACGAGAAAGGUUGCCGUCCUUUUGUUUGUGACACAGACCACUUGCAUUCAAAUUGUUUGGAUCGAUUCAAAAAUGCGAAUGGGAUGUCAUGCCCUUCAACAUCUCAUACAAUUUCUACAACAACAAGCAUUCAGCUAACAGUAUCUGAAGACGACUGCAAGCCUGCUUGCCCCUUAUGUAGAGGGGAAGUCACCGGAUGGUUUGUUGUUGAUAAGGCUCGUCUACUUCUAGAUAAGAAGAAGCGUUUUUGUGAGGCGGAGCAGUGCUCAUUCGCAGGCACCUACUCAGACCUACAGAAGCAUGCUCAAUUAGAGCAUCCCCAUGCACGUCCUUCGAGAAUCGAUCCUGCUCGGCAGCUUGAUUGGGAAAAUCUUCAGCAGUCCUCUGAGAUAAUAGAUGUUUUGAGCACUAUACAUUCAGAAGUCCCACGUGGGGUGGUUCUUGGGGACUAUGUAAUUGAAUAUGGUGAAGAUGAAUCUGGAGAUGAGUUUGAUGACUUCCCCGGUGAGGGCAACUGGUGGACCUCUUGUAUUUUAUAUCAGGUGUUUGAUAACUUGAGGAUUUCUAGAAAUAGAAGGAGACCAAGAGUGACCGAUUCUAGAAGGGGAAAUCGUCGAUCUAGUUAUGCUUCGUCAAAUUCUGAUGAGGGUUCAGUGGCUUCUGUAGAAUAUGCAGAAUAUAGAGUAGAUGAGACUGAUGAUGAGUUUGUAAGCAGAAGUGCCCCCUCCCGAGGUAGCUUUGGCUACCGGAGUUCACCAAGACGUCGCUCCCGCUUUUAUGACAAUUGAAGCGAAGCGUUAAUCGUGUAGAAGUGGAAAGCAAAUUAGACACAUUGGUGCAGGGCCAGCAGAUAGUUUUAGAUUUGAAAACAUGUGAAAAGAAUAUAUGAUUGAACUUCUUAUGGUUGUGGUUAGAUUUGAAUUUCAAAGAAAUGGAAUUUAAAGUUAAAUUAUUCGUA
Molecule: messenger RNA, 1547 nt
Organism: Gossypium raimondii (Peruvian cotton)
Lineage: Eukaryota; Viridiplantae; Streptophyta; Magnoliopsida; Malvales; Malvaceae
Exons: 4
Coding region: 442-1377 (311 amino acids)
Source: RefSeq, a predicted model, not a curated record